UUCACGCAGAGCUGACCAAUUCCAAUAUGGUGGCCAGCUUGGCAGGUCUACGGUUCCUGUUGAUGAUAUUGUUGCUUUACGGGAUCAGGUUGGGUGCCUGCGACCUAGAAGCCCCGCUGGUAGUGGGGCUGCGACUGGAAGACCCCGAAUCGUUAGUGUGCAUGAAAGAUCGGAUAAUUUCGGCCCCUCAUGGAUCUACCUUCAGGUUGCGUCUGUUUGGGACUAACCUGAAUGGGAGUUGGCCGUGGGUCUCGUUCGCAGGGGCGGCUGGGGGAGCUGCAUUGGCCGUGGAAGAUGCGCCUGACCCGUGCGAGAAGGAAUCAAACAGACAAGGGUCCUCUUUCCGGUUGAGUGGAAAGUUUGUGCAGGACGAGAAGCACAGCGGUGUUAUAACGGUACAGGUACUCAAGACGAGCGCAUCAGAUGAAGCAUCGACCAGUGGCCAGACAUACCACCACCUCUGUGUCCUGAGCAGCGGGAUCUGGGCAUCUGUUGGCCCAGACAGGCUGCGGGUACAAACCGAGAGCUCUCUACCGCCAGAUUACAUCCCUCCCUGGGCACUGGCGGUACUGGUGGUAUUGAUGCUCCUCUUCUGCGCGGUGCUCAGGACUCUGCACUUCAGUCUACUUUGGCUAGAUCCCGUUGAGCUCUAUGUUCUUCACAGCUGUGGCUCUGAAGAGGAAAAACGGACCGCCAAGCGCCUGGAGCCUGUCAGACGGAGGGGAAACUUUAUGACGUGCUCCUUGCUGUUUCUCUGUGCGCUUGGAUGUUCGGUGCUGGCUGUGCUCCUCUACAGAGCACUGGGCUCAACUGUCUCGGCAGUUUUCACCAGUGGCUUCCUCAUCUUUUUUAUUGUUGAAUUGGUGCCUCACAUUGUAUGCUCUGGUUAUGGAUUCCAAUUAGCUCCUGCUCUCACCUGGCUGGCCCAGGUGUCAAUGGUGCUCACCUGCCCCCUGUCUUGUCCCCUGGGGCUCAUCUUGGACCUAGUUCUGAGGAGAGACAUCAGCACCUGCGGGAUCAGGGAGAAGGUCAUGGAGAUGGUGCGAACAAAUGUCAAUGACCCUUAUAGUGAGUUUGUGAAAGAGGAAUUUAGUCGUGGGACACUGCGCACUAAAACAGUGGAGGACAUCCUGACUCCUUUAAAAGACUGCUUCAUGCUUCCCAGUUCUGCUGUGCUGGACUUUUCCACCAUGUCGGAGAUAAUGCAGUGUGGUUACACCCGUGUACCCAUAUAUGAGGAGGAGAGGUCCAACAUUGUGGAAAUACUUUAUGUGAAAGACUUGGCUCUAGUGGACCCAGAUGACUGUACACCCAUGACGACAAUUACCAAGUUCUACAAUCAUCCACUGCACUUUGUCUUUAAUGACACCAAACUGGAUGCCAUGUUGGAGGAGUUCAAGAAAGGCAACUCUCACAUGGCCAUUGUCCAGAAGGUCAAUAAUGAAGGGGAGGGCGAUCCUUUUUAUGAGGUGCUGGGACUGGUCACUUUAGAGGACGUCAUUGAAGAGAUCAUCAAAUCAGAGAUCUUAGAUGAGUCUGAUGGUUAUUUAGACAGAAAGGUGAAGCGCCCACUUGCCCCGCUGGAGAUUCCAUUAGAGCCACGGAGUGCCCAUGAGGAGUUCUCUCUCUUUAAGCCUCCCGAAGGGGAACCCAAGAUCCGCACUUCUCCACAGCUACUUCUGGCUACUCACCGCUUCCUAUCCAGAGAAGUAGAGCACUUCAGCCCCGCACGUGUCUCAGAGAAGGUCUUGUUUCAUCUCCUCCGUCAUCCCAGUGUCAACCAAGAAGUGCACUUUGACCCCAGCAAUCGACUCAGCCCAAGCCACUAUCUCUACACAAGAAACCAUCCUGUGGAUUACUUCAUUCUACUACUACAGGGCCGAGUGGAGGUAGAGAUUGGCAAAGAAGGGUUGAAGUUUGAAAAUGGUGCAUUUACAUACUAUGGCGUGUCUGCUCUCACAUUGCCAUCUUCUGUGCAUCAAUCUCCCGUCUCAACACAGCGUCAAUCUCCCAGGGAUCCUUUUGAGCCAGGAGAUGCCACAAGUCCUUCUAGCUAUUGUCCAGACUACACUGUUCGAGCACUGACAGACCUACAACUCAUACGGGUUACUCGUCUACAGUAUCUGAAUGCUCUUAUGACGUCCCGUGUUGGUCAGAGUCCAGACCCUCCAGAGAUUAAGAUCCUCCCCAACAGUCAGACCAAGCUGCUCAAUGACAGAAACACAACACAAGGCAGCAGUAGAGCGCAGGAGAGCUCCACAGAAGAGGAGGCUGUUGGGUAGUGUCUCUGUUAAGACCAACCAGUUAUUUCAUUUUUGCUGUAUAACUGGAACAUUUUGGACAAGACUGGAGUGAGAUGAUUUAAACUGUGUUCCAUUGCAUUUACUCUUUACUCCAUUACGCCUCCAUAAUGUAUUAAGUUGUUCUAUCCACUUUGGGAAAUAUGUGUAUAGUUGAGUAUUAAUACAAGUUAUAAUUUUAAGUUGAUUUCUAACAGGUUGAGCCCUAUUUCUGUACUGAACUUUUCUUCAACAUUCCUCAUUGCCAAAGUUGUGUGUUUUGAUGGUCUGCCCUUUCUUUUAGACCUCAAACUAAAUGUUUCAUGUAAGCAGAUUUGCACAUAAACUUUGUGCACUGUGCCAUUGUGUAAGCUGGAAGGUACGUCCAUAUUUAAUAUCUUUCAUCUCACAGAGCUGACUGAUUAAGCCGUGCUGUGCACAAAAUAUAUAUAUUUUAUCUGUGAACAUGUAUAGCUACCUGGUUGUUGGAGGUCAAUGUUACAUUCCCUAACAUAUACAUUAUACACUGUUGGUAGUAGAUACGUUAUUUGGCAACUAAUAAUUAAAUUAAAUUAUUGGAUGAUGGACAAUGAACAAAACACAAAUAUCUCGUGGUGAAUAAAAACUUACUUUGAAUGAUUUUGGUUUAAAUCAAAACCAAACAUGCCAACCAAUGUUCAUGAGUUUUUUUUAUUCUUUUGUGAUGGGAUCUGUCACAUUGUCAUUGCCACUACAGAGCAUUAUACCUUUUGUUAUUAUCAUUGAUCAUGCAAGUUUUCUUCCAUACCCAAAAGCUUGGCAGAAAAGUUGCUUAGGUAUUACUGUUCAGCCUUUUUUAUUUUGAUUUAUUUAAUCUUAUUCAAGAAACAUUUUUUUUAUUUCUCUGAUGUGAAAUGGGUUUAAUUUUAUAAAAGGAUGCUGUUUGUUUGCUGUUUUUCAAAAAGACUGAAUGUAAAAAGAUACAUUGUCAUAAUGGGAGACAGAGGAGAUGUGACUAUUACUGCUAGUUCAGUGUUAUGUUUUAUUUUGUCCUUUUUAUUAAUCUGAAUUUUAUACAGUGUGUUCUAGAUUCCUCGAGUUCAUGUGAGACUUAUUAAGUGGUUCAAACUAUAUGAAUCAAAGUUGCCAAUUUUUGGCGCAUUGACAACACUAACUGCAUUUCUUAGAGAAAUAAAUCAGUUUUGCUGUUA
Periophthalmus magnuspinnatus is the source of this 3469-nucleotide messenger RNA. Its product is annotated as metal transporter CNNM3. Gene Ontology annotation, cellular component: plasma membrane. Gene Ontology annotation, biological process: magnesium ion homeostasis; transport. The transcript is spliced from 11 exons. The record is from RefSeq and is a predicted model, not a curated record. The coding region runs from base 27 to 2282 and encodes 751 amino acids. NCBI's taxonomy places the organism in Eukaryota, Metazoa, Chordata, Actinopteri, Gobiiformes, Gobiidae. Gene Ontology annotation, molecular function: transmembrane transporter activity.